This is a messenger RNA of Bipolaris maydis ATCC 48331, 675 nucleotides long. RefSeq names its product Elongator complex protein 5. The record is from RefSeq and is a predicted model, not a curated record. Lineage: Eukaryota; Fungi; Ascomycota; Dothideomycetes; Pleosporales; Pleosporaceae. Gene Ontology annotation, cellular component: nucleus; cytosol; elongator holoenzyme complex. Gene Ontology annotation, biological process: tRNA wobble uridine modification. Gene Ontology annotation, molecular function: tRNA binding.
CCCCGCAGGCACUCGACCUGGUGACUUACAUGGCGACUUCAGUCAUUACCUGCAAAUCGUUAGCUCACUGCCUCGCCGCCAAGGCAGCCAGAGAGCGCAGUUUGCCUGAGCCUACCCAUGGUCUGCUUCAGGAAGCCGAAGGCGUCGUUCAAUGCCUCGACGCCAACGAUCGCCGUGGCAUCGUCCUUGAGGCCGAAUUCCGACGCAAAUCCGGCCGUCCUGAGGGCGAGACUUAUUUCCUUCGACCUGGUUGUCGCUCGGAUUAUCAAGCUCCCGCCAGCGGUUCGCCUUUUGGUACACUAAAGCAAGAAUUUGUCAUUCUACUCGAUCAGCUUCCUGCAUACACGGGCCAAGACACGAAAGGGUUUGCAAAGGCUGCUGAUGAUGAGUUGGAAUCGACGUUUAACCUUGGUCUUACCGAUAAACAGAAGCAGGCGCGCGAGGGCAUUGUUCUUCCCUACUUUGAUGCUCAGAAGGGUGAGGGUGGUGAGGGUGGUCGUAUUCUAUACGACAUGGGCUCUGAGGAUGACUUUGAUGAGGAAGAAGAUGAAAUUUAAGCAACUUGGUCUUUUUUUAUUUUGAAUGCCGCGGGUCAUGCGAUUCACGAGAGCAUCUUAGAUACCCUGCAUGGUAUGGCGUUAUGGAAUAGAAGAGUAAUACUACCUGUUUAUAGAC